Messenger RNA from Raphanus sativus (radish), 2103 nucleotides. RefSeq lists its product as uncharacterized. Bases 1 to 2103 code for a protein of 700 amino acids. NCBI's taxonomy places the organism in Eukaryota, Viridiplantae, Streptophyta, Magnoliopsida, Brassicales, Brassicaceae. The transcript has 6 exons. The record is from RefSeq and is a predicted model, not a curated record.
AUGAGUCAAAAGGAAGGCUCCGGUGAAAUUCAAAUCUCUGCUUCCGGUGCUCGUCUUAUGAAGGUUAAGCAAGAAGCUGGAGAGAAGAUGAAGAAGGAUGCCAAGAAGAAGAAGGCUAAAGACUCGAUUGGAGCGAGAGUCAAGAGGAUGAAGAAGAAAGAUGGCAAGAGCACCUCCUCUGGUCCUCACUCUCCCUCGCUGUUGAAGAGUCAGGAUGUCGUUAAUCUCGUCGUCCAAGCUCAGGGCAAGAGUAAUCUAGCCAGGGCUUGUACUGACGACGAAACCCCUGAAACUCCGGAGGGUUGGUUAUGUAUUCACGAGAAAUACAUCUCCAAAUGCCACCUUAGGUUCCCUCUCCCAACCCUCUUGCUAGAUCGCAUAGAUCACUAUCAACUGGCCCUUUCCCAACUUUGCCCCUCGGUUAUCCAAGUGGUGAACGGAUUCAUCACCAGGGGUAAGGAAGAAGGAGUCAUCGUAGGGUUGAGUGAGCUGAUGAGUCUGUUCCUGAUAAAGGAAAGCUCUUCCAAGGAUGGUGGAAGCGGGACCUAUUACCUCUCCUGUCGUCCGGGGCUAGGCAUUUUUAAGUUCUCAACCAGUGAUGAUGACUGGCGAAAGAAGUAUUUCUAUGUCAAGAUCGACCCUUCGACGGUUCCUAUAGGCAGAGACCUCAGGGCCUCUUGGUCUGACAUUUCUGAGAUUGAGGAACAUGUCAAGUUAUCUGGUAAACUUACCAGAGCUCUCUAUAGGAAGCUGCAGCACAGCCCUAAUACUUGGGGAGCUUAUACUACUUUGAGAGUUGGAUCAGCUAGGUUCCCUGAACGAGACAAGGCUUCCUUUCCUGAUUCUGGUCACGAUUCUCCUUAUGAUUCAGUCUCUGAAGGUGAAUCGAUAUUCUCAGUCUCGUCGGGAGCUAGCACCUCAGAAAGGACUCAGUCGCACAAGAUGCCUAUCCAGCCCUCGUUCUGUUCCAGGGGUAGAUCGACUAAAGCUGCCAGCUCCUCUAGAGGAAGCGACAAGAAUCAACGAGGAUCCUUCCUUAGCACGGUGAAGGAUGUCCUUGACGAUGGAGGCUCUGCUCCUGCCAAAGAUACCAGUCGCUCCGAGCCCAAGGUUCAAGAAGUUGUCCCUCACCCUGAGGUCCCGGAGGUGGAAGCUGAUCCUCAAAUAGUGAAGGAUACUCACGAGUUUGAGCCUCCGAGGAGCAAGAGGUCCAGGACCGACCAGAUUGACAGACCUUCCAGGUCUUCCUCUUCUUCCUCUAAAGGAGCAACCAUCGGCUGGAACUUUACUCACUCGAAGCCUGGAUCAGUCUUGGAUGACUCAUGGGGUCUGGCUACACUGAUGAGGCACAUGAAGAGAACCGGGUGCGCUCUCCCCUCGAUCGCCAACCUCUCAAACAAAGAGGAGUACGUUGAUAUUGCCCAUUACAUGGGUCAGGUAUGGGCUCAGUUCAAGUUUGACGAAACUGUGCACAAUGCCCCCAACGCUGGUGAGCUAGCUCAGGUUACUGAGCUAGUCAGAGCUACUAAGAUGGAACUUGAUCAGGCUCGGGUUCAGGUCUAUGAACUUCAAGGCGAGGUCAAGAGACUUGGCUCCAAGGCCGACAUUCAGCAAGGGACGAUCGAGAGCCAAAUAGCCGAGUAUCAAGUCAAGGAACUGAUUGCUUCGUCUCAAGACAGCCAGAAGAACAAGGAAGCUGAGGUCAGGCUAGCCGUUAGGAGAGGAAAAAGGGAGGUAGCUGACGCUUUUAACAAGGUCCUGGUUUCUGUCAAGGAGAAGUUCUCCAGGAAGAAGGAUGAAUUCGAUCUUCUGGUUUAUGCUCAAGAGCUUCAGGCUAAUACCGAGCUCCUGAAGGACAUGCUGGACAACGAGGUCAAGAGUGCUGAAGAUGAGUACGCUCGCUUGGUGGCUAUGAUGCCGGAAGCAGUUGCUGCGUACGAAAAGGCUCAAUACGGUUCUUUAGGAUUGGUGGGUUCUUACUCAGCCCCAAUUGAAGCCACCCCGGGAGACGGCGAUAAGGAAAUCGAGGAGGAAGUUCCUGACAAUGAAGAUGAUCCGGUUGACAAGGGAGCUGAGAAGAGCUCUGGUGGUAAGGAGGUUUAA